Aureobasidium vineae is the source of this 483-nucleotide messenger RNA. Lineage: Eukaryota; Fungi; Ascomycota; Dothideomycetes; Dothideales; Saccotheciaceae. The record is from the annotation of a GenBank genome assembly.
AUGUCGAAAAAACUCUUCCGUCCCCUUUUCUCAGCAACCAAACCACUCCGNACACCCUCAGGGAUAAACGCAGGCGAAGGCGGUACAAAACCAUCCCAAAUGCUCACGCACACCGACCCACGCGCCGAACACAANAAACUGCUCAAAGGAGCCCGAAAGGAUCCAGAACCAUACGUACUCUACGCCAUCACAGCAGCAAACUUUGCCCUCGCCGGCUGGUUCGGUGGCCGCCAAUUAGCCCGCUACAAGAUUGCCGAUCGGGAUGAGCGCGAGACUACAAAACUUCCUCACACAGAGCCAUGGAAAGAUGGUAGAAAAGGCAGUAGAGGAAAGUAUCGGCAUACUGAUAGUACGAGUGUGUAUGUGAGGAUCAAGGAUGUGCCUUCAGCGUUGAACUCGGUGAUUGUGCCUGGGGUGGUUUUACCCUGGGUAAGUGAUGGAAAAGGGAAUUUGUGGGAGAGGGAACAUCCUGAUGAGGGAUAG